AAAGAAAGAGAGCCACAUUGAUAGUUAUAAUGGGCUUCAAUCUGUUAAUGCUAUUGGUUAUGGGACUAUGGGCCAUGUUUGACUUACAGACGAAAUAACAAUAAUAGUAAUAAUAAUAAUAAGUUAGAAGAAGAAGAAGAAGAAGAAGAAGAAGAAGAAAGGGGGAAAUAAAAUGCAGCAACAAAAAUAAUCUGGCGCAAAAGAAAUGCAACAAGAAAGGAGAAAAGAGGCAUUAUUACCUAAAUUCGGUCGAUGUACAGUAUCGUCUAUCUUAGUACUACUCACUCAGUUUUCUCUCUCCCUUAUACCUCGCUUCUUCUCCGCUUCCUCUUUUCUCCUCCAACUUACUCUCUCAGGUAUAGUGGUUCUGUUCGUUUUAGGAUUUGGAAGAUGGUGUAGACGGCUUCUUGGAGUACAUGCUUCGGCUCCAGCUUUCGUUUUCCUUAAUUUACUUUUUAUUUGGUCUGUUUAUUUCUGUGUCGUUCGACCAGCUGUUCCAUUUUUCAUGGAUGCUAUUUUCAGUGGAGAAGUUGUUAUGCUUUUCAUUGGUGUAUGUAGUAUUCUAUCAAGUAAUCCUGGUUUUGUAACUCAUCUAACUUCCCAUUCGGAUAAUCUUAUUGAAGUUGGAACUCUUGAAAUUGAAGCUGAUAAUGAGGAUCCCUUACUGUUGAAGAGGGUUAGAUACUGUAAGAGCUGCAAAGCAUAUGUAAAGGGGUUUGAUCAUCAUUGUCCUGCUUUUGGAAAUUGUAUAGGACAGAGUAAUCAUGCUCUUUUCAUGGUUCUUCUACUUGGAUUUCUUAGUACUGAAGCUUCUUACAUAAUGUGCUCAUUGCAAUUUGUCAGAGGUUCACAGAUCGAACCAGUAACUAGGUUUGAGCUUGGGCUGCGUGGAACUUUGGUUACCGGCACAAUGCUAUUUACUCUCCUCCAAGUGCUGUGGCAGGGGAUCUUUAUGGCAUGGCAUAUAUAUUGUAUAUGCUUCAACAUCAGGACUGAUGAAUGGAUAAACUGGAAGAAAUACCCAGAGUUCCAAGUCAUUGCUCAGUCCCAACCAGGUGGAAGCUUUAGUAAGAUGAGUUUUACAAAUCCAUAUGAUAAGGGUAUUCUUCAGAAUGUGAAGGAGUUUUGUGCAUUGCCAGGUUGAUUAUCCAAGUAGCAAGCAAGGAACUCACCAUUCUUCAAGCAUUGCUACUUGUAAAUUUGCGGAGUUGAAGAGGCUGUCAAAGGGAUCCCAACGAUCAAGAGAGAAUGGAUCGACCACAUUUGUUCUGCGGCUGCCAAAGAUGCUAGGAAUUAGAGACAUUUUCUUGAAUUCUUGAAAAGGGUAAUGAGGGCUUGCUAAAAGAAUAUUUGAUAGCUAGCUUGCUGAUAUUGAUUUCUUUUGAUGGAGCAAGAUUGAGGUAAAGGGUCUUAUUUAUAGUAAAGAGAAGAGAAAUCUGGAAUUUGUUAUUAGAAAAGGAGAAGUGUAAAGGAAAGGAAGAAAAGUUCUGGUUGUUUCUUGAAUUUUCCAAAUAUGUUAUAUGUUAUGGGCUUAUAAUCA
Molecule: messenger RNA, 1540 nt
Organism: Ricinus communis (castor bean)
Lineage: Eukaryota; Viridiplantae; Streptophyta; Magnoliopsida; Malpighiales; Euphorbiaceae
Product: probable protein S-acyltransferase 6
Exons: 13
Coding region: 206-1144 (312 amino acids)
Biological process (GO): protein targeting to membrane; peptidyl-L-cysteine S-palmitoylation
Cellular component (GO): endoplasmic reticulum; Golgi apparatus
Molecular function (GO): protein-cysteine S-palmitoyltransferase activity
Source: RefSeq, a predicted model, not a curated record